AUGAUUACUUUUAAUGAUUCCCCAAUAAUUAUUAAAAAAUUAGAAUUUUUGUCAAAGUAUUCAUCGUUAGUGACAAUAACACCCAACAGUCUUACAACUAAAAAGAUACAAAUAAUCUUUUCUGACACAAUUUCAUUGAUAAACAAUGUAACAUCACUUACUUUUAAGACAAAAGAUCUUCUUCAAUUACUUACUAAAUCUAAAGAAGGAAAUUUAAUAGAUAAAUAUUUUAUAAUCAAAUAUCAUACAUCAGAAAUAGAGAUUGAAAAGAAAAUAAAAAUCUUUGAUGAAAUAAUUCAAAUCCCGUGUAGUGAACCGGAUUUAAGUAUUAAAGUUAAAGAAAUAAAAGUACUAUGUGAAGAUGAUUGUAUUGUACAGUGUAGUAAAGAUGGAUUAUUUAAAAUUUCAAGUAAUAAUUUAAUUGAAACAUGCACAAUUUACAACAAUUGUACGGUCAUAUCCCAUAAAAUUGACCAUCUUAGUUUUAAAAUUAAAAGUAAGGAAUUAAAAAUUUUAGAAAGUUUUAAAAGUGAUAAAAUUUUUUGUUUUUUUCGAGAUUAUAUUCUAGUUUAUAUUUUAGAAGAUAGAAUUACUAAUAUUGUUAUGGUAAGCGUAUUACAGAAUUAA
Molecule: messenger RNA, 627 nt
Organism: Vairimorpha ceranae
Lineage: Eukaryota; Fungi; Microsporidia; Nosematidae
Exons: 1
Coding region: 1-627 (208 amino acids)
Source: RefSeq, a predicted model, not a curated record